This is a messenger RNA of Ictalurus punctatus (channel catfish), 1111 nucleotides long. It is a transcript of the gene timm13, whose product is annotated as translocase of inner mitochondrial membrane 13 homolog (yeast). The coding region runs from base 132 to 419 and encodes 95 amino acids. NCBI's taxonomy places the organism in Eukaryota, Metazoa, Chordata, Actinopteri, Siluriformes, Ictaluridae. The record is from RefSeq and is a predicted model, not a curated record. The transcript has 3 exons.
AGUACUUCCCGUGCACCUCAAGGUCAUUGAGGAAACGUUCACAUGUGUGAAGUCUGUAGAGCACCGGCUAAACAGUAGCUAUAGCUUCGUAUAUUACACGUUAUUUAUUUAUAUAAAUUUAACUGAAAAAGAUGGAUAGUUUUGGGUCAGAUUUUUCCUCCGGAUCAGGAUCUGGGAAGAUGGACACGGGCGCCAUUAUGGAGCAGGUGAAGGUGCAGAUAGCGGUGGCUAACGCUCAGGAGCUGCUGCAGAGGAUGACAGAUAAAUGCUUUAAGAAGUGCAUCGGCAAACCGGGCAACUCACUGGACAAUUCAGAACAGAAAUGCAUUGCCAUGUGCAUGGACCGGUAUAUGGACGCCUGGAACACAGUUUCUCGUGCCUACAACUCGAGACUUCAGCGGGAACGAGCGCGUAUGUGAUGUAUGCGUUCCAGCUUGUUCUGCCUCGCCAUGACUCGUAUCCCUGGAUAAAGAGGCUUUGGGCUGAAAACGCAAUAACCUGACGGCUGAAAGCUAUCAGAGGAACGAAUAGGCCAUAAGUUUUAGACUUGGAACAUCUUUCAGGACAUUUUUCUUCAUUCUGUUAAUGAUUGGUGGACAUUUUGCUUGAUUUUAUAGAAUCACUAUAAUAAGCUUCAAACCAUAAAAUGUUGUAAGUCUAGAAAUGGAAUGAAUCGAGUUUGAUUAAUGUUUAAAAUCCUGUUGUAAGCGUGUGAUCAUGUUUAGACAGUGCUGUUUUUUGAUUGGUCGUGACUGUGUGGAUUGUUAGUCAGAUCAAGCCUGUGUGCACAGUGGCACUUCUUUAGUUGGACUUGUCCUCGUGUGGACGCUACACUCUCCCGCCGGGAUCAGAGUCGUCUCGUCUUCCCAUCCGCCGCUCCACAAACCUACUUCCUUUCACCACGGACAAUUCAGGACCGUCUCUCUUUUCAUAACUAUAGCCUCUUCACGAGGACGUGCCACGCAGCCCUACUUUCUUACCUGCACUGAAACAAAAUGCAAUUGUCACAGGCAGAUUCUAGUUUGUCACACAAUCUCCUGACUACAAAAGUGGGUUUGUUUAAACACUGAUCACUUCACCAUGGAUCCUGCAAUAAAAGCAGCUUACAUUG